AUGCUUAUACACUCGCGACAGGCCGACGUAGUGUACCGUGGAAACACUACCAAACCUAUCGAAGACGGCACAGCUAUGGCCCCAACCACAAGCGACACCAGUGACGACUGGCUUCAGAUUCAGAAUCUCAUCUUUACAACCGAUGACUUCCUCAAGAAGGUCUCCAGCAAGGAUCUCUUUCUGUUCGUGAUUGGCAUCGACCUUGAAAACAUUCUGGCAGGAGAGAACCCAAAAGACGUUCACUUGCUCCUUGGACUUGGUCACAACAAACGACAGAUAACGGAUCUAUUUCCCAACGAAUUUCUACACGGCGAGCUGAAAAAGGCGCUGAACAGCUCAUUGACAUAUGGCGGCACGCUGGAGUUGAUGAAAUCUGUGUUCAAGAUUGCUACAGCCAAUACGACUAUCCAUCUUCAUCUUGACGGCCUUCUCCGUCCGGGCUCUGGCGAAGGAGAGAUAAGCGUUUCCCCCCAUGUUUUCGUCGAGGCAGAGAAUGGCAUCCCACGGUCUAUGUUUCUGUCUACGCACGACUUGACGAUGCCCGCGCGAGACCUAGAUUUUAGCCAUGCAUCCCCAAGAACCACAUCAAAAAGUGGAAAAACUAUCAGUGCAUUUUUUGCGGAACUUCCAGACGAUCUCUGCCCCGACAACAUCAGAAGCUGGAUUUACAGGAAAUAG
Molecule: messenger RNA, 678 nt
Organism: Colletotrichum destructivum
Lineage: Eukaryota; Fungi; Ascomycota; Sordariomycetes; Glomerellales; Glomerellaceae
Exons: 1
Coding region: 1-678 (225 amino acids)
Source: RefSeq, a predicted model, not a curated record